GGGGGUUUAGAAAUACCAGCAUAAUAAGUAGUAUGACUGGAGUGAUCUGCAAAUUAACUCAAUUAGACAAAGCCUGAUUUAACGGGGGGGAAAAUGGUGAGAAGUGCCACCCUCAUUAAAUCUGCUUGUUAGAGGUGCUUCUAGUGGAAUUAAAUUUCUCUUAGUUGUUUGGAUUACAUAAAAUAGUCUGUGCAUGUGCAUGAAUACGCGUGCACAUGCAUGGGUUCUGUGAUUUUGUAGGCAUUUUUUAAUGAGGUGAGGAAUAGAAUGUAAAAUAAAAAUAUACCAAAAAAACCCCCUCAAAAAACCAAAAAUCGAAAACUGAGUGAAUGCUCAAGAGCUCAAGAGUGGAAGACAAGAAGAAAACAGGAGAGCUGUAAGGAGUAGACAGCGUAAGGAGGUCUCCGACUAUAAAGCCAUGGGCCCCCUUCGCUGGGGGCUUCUGCUCUGUUGCCUGGGCGGUGGAAUCCUGCCUGGGGUCUGGGCGCAGUUCCCCCGGGUCUGCAUGACACUGGACAGCCUGUUGUCCAAGCAGUGCUGCCCGCCCCUGGGUGUGGAGCCGGCCAACGUCUGUGGCUCUCAGGUGGGCCGGGGCCAGUGCAUGGAGGUGCAAACCGACACCAGGCCCUGGGGUGGUCCGUACGUCCUGCGAAACCAGGAUGACCGAGAACGGUGGCCAUGGAAAUUCUUCAACCGGACCUGCAAGUGCACAGGAAACUUUGCUGGCUUUAACUGUGGAGACUGCAAGUUUGGCUGGACUGGCCCCAACUGCGACCGGAAGAAACCACCAGUUGUUCGACGGAACAUCCAUUUCUUGACUCCUCAGGAGAGGGAGCAGUUCUUGGGUGCCUUAGACCUCGCAAAGAACACCACACACCCCGACUACGUGAUCACUACGCAACACUGGCUGAGCCUGCUUGGGCCCAACGGGACCCAGCCACAGAUCGCCAACUGCAGCAUUUAUGAUUUCUUUGUGUGGCUCCAUUAUUAUUCUGUCAGAGAUACAUUAUUAGGACCAGGGCGCCCAUACAAGGCCAUCGAUUUCUCACACCGAGGACCCGCCUUUGUCACCUGGCACCGGUACCAUUUGUUGUGGCUGGAAAGAGAUCUCCAGCGACUUAUUGGCAAUGAGUCCUUUGCUUUGCCCUUCUGGAACUUUGCCACGGGAAGGAACGAGUGUGACGUGUGUACAGACCAACUGCUUGGGGCAGCAAGACAAGAUGAUCCGACUCUGAUUAGUCAGAACUCAAGAUUCUCCAGCUGGGAAGUUGUCUGCGACAGCAUAGAUGAUUACAACUACCGGGUCACCCUGUGUAAUGGAAGCUAUGAAGGUUUUUUGAGAAGGAAUCAAGUGGGAAGAAACAACGAGACAUUGCCAACCCAGAAAGAUGUACAAGAUUGUCUGUCUCUUGAGAAGUUUGACAAUCCUCCUUUCUUCCAGAACUCUACCUUCAGCUUCAGGAAUGCCCUGGAAGGGUUUGAUAAAGCAGACGGGACCCUGGACUUUCAAGUGAUGAGCCUUCACAAUUUGGUUCAUUCCUUCCUGAAUGGGACAAGUGCUUUGCCGCAUUCUGCUGCCAAUGAUCCCAUUUUUGUGGUCCUUCAUUGCUUUACCGAUGCCAUUUUUGAUGCGUGGAUGAAAAGAUUUAAUCCUUCUGUGGAUACCUGGCCUCAGGAGCUGGCCCCCAUUGGUCACAAUCGGAUGUAUAACAUGGUUCCUUUCUUCCCUCCGGUGACUAAUGAGGAAUUCUUUUUAACUGCAGACCAACUUGGCUACAGCUAUGCCAUUGAUCUGCCAGUUUCAGUUGAAGACACUCCAAGUUGGACCACAACCCUCUCAGUGGUUGUGGGAAUGCUGGUGGUUUUGGUUGGUCUUUUUAUGCUGCUGGCUUUCCUUCAGUAUAGAAGACUUCGAAAGGGAUAUACACCCCUAAUGGAGACAAAUUUAAGCAAUAAGAGGUACACAGAAGAAGCCUAGGGUGCUCACGCCUUACCCUGGAGAAGAGGCUGGCCAACCUAUCGUCGGGACUCUGACAAUGAACAAACUAAUCCUCGCUGUUUUUCCUUUAGUUGAAGAUCUUUGGCACAGGUCCUCCUCUUGUGGUGAUGAUUCCAAACACAGAAGACACUUAGCUGUAGUUUCUGGCUUGCUUUUUUGCGUAACAAACUCAGGCUAAAGUGGUUGAGACUAUCUCUGCCAUCAUACAAAAGUAGAGCUGAUGAUUUGUGAUCUCCCAUAGUAAUUCCCCAUAUUGAUUAAGCCUCCUCAUGUUUUGAGAG
Molecule: messenger RNA, 2280 nt
Organism: Hipposideros armiger (great roundleaf bat)
Lineage: Eukaryota; Metazoa; Chordata; Mammalia; Chiroptera; Hipposideridae
Gene: DCT
Product: dopachrome tautomerase
Exons: 8
Coding region: 419-1978 (519 amino acids)
Biological process (GO): ventricular zone neuroblast division; positive regulation of neuroblast proliferation; developmental pigmentation
Cellular component (GO): melanosome
Molecular function (GO): oxidoreductase activity; dopachrome isomerase activity
Source: RefSeq, a predicted model, not a curated record